AUGGGAUCGAAUUCCUGGGAGGAAGUUUUGAAGAAGAUGUUACCGGAGGGUGCUCCAUUGCCAGAUGAAGACCACCUCGACUAUUCUAUUUCCGUUGAUUAUCAUGGCCCCUCUCUUCCCUUUAUUCUUCCGAAACCCGAUCCAAAUCCCAGAAAAAAACUUGCUAACUUUUUCCCCAAACAGUCUUCAUUUACUCAUUACAAAAGCAAUAUCAAAUUUGAAAGCAACAGUAGCAGCAGCGAAACGAUUUCGUUAAAGAAAUCUUCUGAUUUUCUUAUCCCUCGUGAUGAUGAUACUAAUAAUAAUGAUGAUGAAGUUGGUGAUCACGAGGUGGGAGACUGUUGUACACGUAAUUGUAAGAGUUUUGAUGAGAGGGAAAAGGAAAUUAAAAGUGAGUUCGAGAUUAUUACUGGGAAUAAAGGGAAAAUUGACGGUAGGUGUGGCGGAAAGGAUAGUGUGUUGUUGUGGGAAAGGGUUGACGAUGAAAAUGAAGUUGGUGAUCAUCAGAUGGGAGACUGUAGUUUAAACCAUUGUAACAAUUUUUCCAGUUUUGAUGAGAGGAAAAAGGAAAUAAACAUAGGGUUUGGGAUUAUUAUUAGGAAUAAAAAGAGAGUUUGUGGGAGGUGUGGUGGAAAGGGUGGGAGGUGGUUCUUAGGGGAAAGGGUGGGUUGCUUUGUGUGUGGAGCAGAGUACUGUAAGAAUUGUGUGUUAAAAGCGAUGGGGUCGAUGCCGGAGGGGAGGAAGUGUCUGGGAUGCAUUGGGAAACCAAUUAUCGAGGCGAGGAGGGGGAGCUUAGGGAAGUGUACGAGGCUGUUGGCGAAAUUGUGCAGCAGUUUGGAGGUUAAACGAAUAAUGAAGGUGGAGAGGGAGUGCUCGGUGAAUCAGGUGAUGCCAGAGCAGGUGGUUGUGAAUGGGAGACAAUUGAGGGAAGAAGAGUUGGUGGAAUUGCUGGGGUGUGUGGUUCCUCCAAGGGAUUUGAGGCCCGGGCAGUAUUGGUAUGACAGAGAUUCCGGGUUUUGGGGUAAGGCUGGAGAGAAGCCGAAUAGUAUUAUAAGCUCGAAAUUAGAUAUUGGAGGCAAGCUACAGAUUGAUGCGAGUAAUGGAAAUACGAGGGUUUACAUCAAUGGCCGUGAGAUCACAAAAGUUGAGCUCAGAGUGUUAAAGCUGGCUAAGGUGCAGUGCCCUUGUGAUACUCACUUUUGGGUAUAUGAGGACGGAUCCUACGAGGAAGAAGGUCAAAACAUCAUUAAAGGAAACAUAUGGAAAAAGGCAUCCACUCGUUUCAUUUGUUCACUGUUUUCAUUGCCUGUACCACCUGAAGGCUCUCACAGUACAAAAGAAGAACCUGGUACAUUGUCAACUAGGUCUAUUUCGGAUUAUUUGGACCAGGAUAGAGUCCAGAAACUAUUGAUGCUUGGAUUUGAGGAGUCUGGGACAAGCACCAUUUUUAAACAGGUGAAAUUUCUGUAUGCUAACAAGUUCACUGCUGAAGAACUGCAGAAUAUCAAGCUCAUAAUUCAAAGUAACAUUUACUUAUAUCUCAGUAUCUUAUUUGAGGGAAGGGAGCGCUUUGAAGAGGAGAUUUUGAAUACGGAAGAGUCUUGUGGUGAAAUGGGGCUUGAAGGAAGUAAGCAUUGCAUCUAUUCAAUCAACCAGAGAAUCAAGCAUUUUUCGGAUUGGUUAUUAGAUAUUGUGGCUGCUGGAGAUUUGAAUGCUUUCUUUCCUGCUGCAGCACGGGAGUAUGCUUCUGUUGUAGAUGAAAGUUGGAAAGAUUCUGCCAUCCAGGAAACUUACAAGAGGAGGGAGGAACUGCACUUUCUUCCUGAUGUAGCUAAGUAUUUCUUAGACCGGGUCACUGAGAUAUCAUGUAACGAGUACAAACCUUCAGAAGAAGACAUUUUAUUUGCUGAAGGAGUUACUCCCAACAAUGGUCUUGCCAGCAUUGAAUUUUCCUUUGAUGACCAUAGCCCCAUGUCUGAAGUGUACAAUGAAAACUUUGAACGCCAACCUCCUUUGACAAGGUUCCAAUUAAUAUGCCUCAGAUUUAAGGGACUGCAUGGUGGCUGCAAAUGGCUGGAAAUGUUUGAAGAUGUGAGAACUGUAAUCUUUUGUGUUUCCUUGAGUGAUUAUGACCACAUUGGGAGUCGGGGUGCAGGUCUUCUGGAGAAUAAGAUGCUAGCAACCCGAGAUUUUUUUGAGAACAUUGUGAGACAUACUUCGUUUCAGGGCAAACCCUUUGUUCUCCUCUUGAACAAAUACGACAUCUUUGAAGAAAAAAUCAACAAGGUUCCGUUAACAGUUUGUGAGUGGUUCCGCGACUUCAACCCCUUGAAAUCUCACACCAACAGCCACUCCCUGGCACAUCAAGCGUAUUACUAUGUAGCCGUGAAGUUCAAGGAGUUAUAUGCGUCCAUCACCGGCAGAAAGCUAUAUGUUUGGAAAACGAGAGCCAGGAAACGAGCAUCAGUUGAUAAAGCAUUCAAAUACAUAAAGGAGAUCCUCAAGUGGGAAGAAGAGAAAGAUGGAGACAUUUAUGCUAUGAGUGAGGAUUAUUCUCUCUCUAGUAGUGACAUGAGUUCUUCACAUAACUGUUUCUGA
Molecule: messenger RNA, 2598 nt
Organism: Fraxinus pennsylvanica
Lineage: Eukaryota; Viridiplantae; Streptophyta; Magnoliopsida; Lamiales; Oleaceae
Source: the annotation of a GenBank genome assembly